Penaeus chinensis is the source of this 1594-nucleotide messenger RNA. Its product is annotated as popeye domain-containing protein 3-like. The transcript is spliced from 9 exons. Gene Ontology annotation, molecular function: cAMP binding. The coding region runs from base 35 to 1375 and encodes 446 amino acids. Lineage: Eukaryota; Metazoa; Arthropoda; Malacostraca; Decapoda; Penaeidae. Gene Ontology annotation, cellular component: sarcolemma. The record is from RefSeq and is a predicted model, not a curated record.
GUCGGCCCCAUUCCCGCGAAGCCCUGCCGCCGAGAUGCCGAUCGACGCCGGCGUGGUCGAGUGGCCCGCCAAUCUGACGGACGCGCUUAACGGCAGCGACCCGCACCGCGAGGACGACUGGCCGCUCGCUGAAUACACCAACUCCACGUUUCUCGGCUCCCUGUUAUCCUGCGCCGUGUGGACAUCCCCGCAGCACCUGCUCUUCCAGCUGGCCAACGGCUGCUUCUUCGUCAGCUACUUGGCUCCGUCGCAGCGCAAGGGGCUGCUUUUCAUGCACGGGAUUCUCAUCCUCGGAUUCUUGUUGUACUCCACGUGGGCCUGGAACAUCAUUUGUGCUCCAGAUGUGUUUUCUUGGAAUUUCACCUUCAUGCUGCUCAACAUGGGUCAGACUCUCUACAUUAUCUACCAGAUGAGGCCGGUCAAGGUCAACAGAGAGCUUGAGGCGAUGUAUGAAGCCCUCUUUCAACCCCUCAACGUACCUCGGCUUUUGUUCAAGAGGUUGGUGUCGGUGGAGUACGCGCAGGUGCUGUCGCUCCACGCGGGGGAGGCGUACGCUAUGCAGAACCUCACGCGCACGGAUCGCCUUGGUCUUCUGCUGUCCGGCAAGGUGAAUGUCAUGGCGGAUAACCAGUUUCUGCAUGCCAUUACCAACAUGCAGUUCCUGGACUCGCCUGAGUUUGAGUCAUCCCGUGCGUCGCUCGACGACAAAUUUAAGGUGUCCAUCAUAGCCGCCACUACGUGCAGGUACGUGUUCUGGCAACGAACGAGCCUGGAGUACUUAUUCGUGAAGGAGCCAUACCUUGCGACUGUCCUGUCCACCAUCAUCGCGAGGGACAUAACCUCCAAACUCUAUAACAUGAAUCAAAAGAUCGUGACCGAGAAGGGGUCCCACCUGGACAUCCGGCUGCCUCUGCUGACGUCAUCGCUGUCGUCAUCGUGUGGGGGGGACAGCUCGCUCCGCUCCCCCGCGCGCUGCUCCAUCAGGUCCGGGGGCGGCGGCGUUGGCUGUGUGGGCGGAGGUCACGGGGGAAGCGACAGCAGCAACGCCGGCGUCGGGUGCACGGGCGGCCUGGCGUCGUCUCUGGCGGGCGUGGCAGGUUUGGGCAUGAGUGCCAAACAUGCUCGGCAUGGGUACACUAUUCUGCCUACGUCAGCCCCAGCGUACGAGGGGCGGGAGCCAGAGGCGCCUUGCCGCGAGGGGGGUCGUGGGGGAACCUUCCGCGACCAUCUGGGCUACCGCGAGAACGGCUACGUGCCCAACGGACGACCCGAGAUGACCCCGCUCACCGAGCUGCCGUCCACGGACUCGCUCACGGACACCAGCCACGACAUCCAGACCUGGCUCGAGGACUCGUCUCGCUACACCCACCAGUAGCCGUCCUGCGGAGCCUUUCUUUCCUUCUGUUCCUUCUGCGUUCGAAGUGCAGGGAUGUGGACGACGCUCAGUGUCUGGGCCGCAGUAUGAAGACAGUUGAGCGAUUUCAAUGAAGUCGCUUUCAUUUACAUUUAUCACACACACAAACACACACACACACACACACAACACACACACACGCACACACACACACAAACACACACACACAGACACACACAA